Molecule: messenger RNA, 3847 nt
Organism: Zootoca vivipara (common lizard)
Lineage: Eukaryota; Metazoa; Chordata; Lepidosauria; Squamata; Lacertidae
Product: polyunsaturated fatty acid lipoxygenase ALOX15B
Biological process (GO): lipid oxidation
Molecular function (GO): iron ion binding; oxidoreductase activity, acting on single donors with incorporation of molecular oxygen, incorporation of two atoms of oxygen; protein binding
Source: RefSeq, a predicted model, not a curated record
GAGGACUGAGCUCUGUCGCUUAGAGGCACCUGGGCGUAGCUCUGCCAAAAGGGAGACGAGCCGGUUCCUGGAUCAGAUGUUUGCCUCGCCUGCGCACCGCACUUAUAAGCCAGGCUCCCGGGUUGUUCCCGAAGCUUUUCCCAGCUUCUAUUCGCCCCGAUCUCCCGAGGGUCCAAACCUGGGCAGGAUGGAGCAAGUGGGAAUCUUCUCCGCCAAGCCGGCCGAACCAGUUACAUACAAAGUCAAAGUGACAACCGGGAAAGGUCUCCUAACUGGGACCUUUGACUCCAUUUCCAUCACCUUGGUGGGGACCAACGGAGAGAGCGCCAAGCAACUUCUGAACCAGGUUGGAACCAGUUGCGCCAAGGGAUCGGUGGAGGAGCAUGAAGUCAUUUGUGACCAUGACCUGGGCCCAAUCCUGCUGAUCCACCUGCACAAGGACCCUUACUCCUUCUUCCCCGAGAACAGCUGGUACUGCAAUUCUGUCGAGGUGACGUCUCCACAUGGUGAGGUCUAUCGUUUCCCCUGUUACCAGUGGAUAGAGGGUUUCUGCACCAAGUCCUUCAGAGAAGGAGCAGCCAAGACUCCAGCGGACGACACUCAUUAUCUCCAGCGGAGGCACCGCCGUGAAGAGUUGGCGCUGAGUCAUACGAAAUAUGGGUGGAAGGAAUACAUCCCAGGAACUCCAUAUUGUGCCGAUGUCGACACAGACCAGACGAUGGAGUACAAUAUCCAGUACUCUUUCCCCAAAUCCACUGCCUUUUUUGGGCGUGGGACCCUCGCGCUGUUUGAGGCCAAAAUGAAGGGCUUCCUGGACAAACCAUACUCCUGGGAGAAGCUUGAGGACAUCCGCAAGGUCUUCUGGUUCUACCACACCCCUGUCUCAGAGUAUGUGUUCAGGCACUGGAAAGAUGACGAUUUCUUCGGCUACCAGUAUCUGAAUGGAAUCAACCCUGUGUUGAUCCGGAAAUGCACAAAGAUCCCGGAAAACUUCCCUGUGACCCAGGAGAUGGUGGCCGGGCCUUUGGGAGAAUCCACCACCCUCAAGGAAGAGUUGAAGAAAGGAACCAUCUACCUAGCGGAUUACAAGUUGCUGGAGGAUAUCCCUACCAUCCUGGUGAACGGCAAAGAGCAAUACAUUGCUGCCCCUCUGUGUUUGCUCCACCAAAAGCCUUGUGGAAAAGUCAUUCCUCUAGCCAUUCAGUUGAGCCAACGCCCGGGUCCCCAAAGUCCCAUUUUCUUGCCCACCGAUGAAGAGUGGAUCUGGACCUUAGCCAAGACCUGGGUGCGAAAUGCCGAGUUCCACAUCCACGAGGUGAACACCCACCUGCUCCGUGGACAUCUGAUGGCGGAAGUCUUUGCGGUGUCAACACUGAGGCAACUCCCCAUGUGUCACCCCCUGUACAAGCUUCUGAUUCCUCACCUGCGUUAUUCCAUCCAUAUCAACGUACUGGCCAGAACCUACCUUAUCAGCCAAGGAGGUACCUUUGACCGGGCCAUAGCGACCGGGCGUCGAGGGCUAGCUGUGCUUCUUAAAAAGUGCCUGGACAACCUGACCUACACAGAUCUGUGCCUCCCUGAGGACAUUGAGGCCCGAGGAGUCAGCUCUCUUGCCGAUUACUACUACAGGGACGACGGGCUGAAGAUAUGGGAUGCCAUCGAGAGCUUCGUCUCUGGCAUUGUGGAACUGUACUACAAGAACAACUUGUCUGUCCAGCGAGAUUAUGAGCUUCAGGCCUGGAUCUGCGACAUCUUCACAAAGGGCUUCCUGUCCAAGCGUUCGUCAGGCAUCCCUUCCUCCAUCCGCUCUGUUCCGGAACUCAUCAAGUUUCUGACCAUGGCGAUCUUCACGUGCUCAGCCCAUCACGCGGCCGUAAACAGUGGGCAGUUCGAACUGGGUGCCUUCAUGCCCAACUUGCCAUCGUCCAUGAGGAAGCCUCCGCCCGAUGUUAAAGCCCCAGUGACGCUGAAGGAGUACCUGGACAUCAUCCCCGAGAUGAACACCACCAGCCAAGUCCUUGCCGUCAUCUGGGUCUUGCGGAACGAGGAUUUUGACAUGAAACCUCUGGGGCAAUACGACGACGAGCACUUUGUUGAGGAGGAACCGAAGCAGCUCAUAACGGCUUUUCAAGAGCGCCUGGCGCACAUUUCCGAGGAAAUCAAGAGCAGGAACAAGUCGAUGAAGCUGCCGUACACCUACCUCUGCCCAGACAACAUAGAGAACAGCACAUGCAUAUAGAAGCAGCGCAUGCUUCCAGACCACACUGGCCAUGCUGCGGUGCAGCCUUCUUCAACCCGGCGCCCUCCGGGUGCUCGGUACUACAACUCCCACCAGCCCCCAGUCCAAAACACCCGGAGGGCGCCCGGUUGGGGGAAGGCUGCUUCUCAGUUUCUCUUUAUGCAGCCCCACAUCGCUAGAGAUUUCUUUGAGUGCAGCAGGCUAGGGCCUGCGAUUGUAAACACGACCCUAGGACAGGAAUUCUGCAGCAGGCAGGCUCAGGCUGGCAGCAUGCAACUUGAAGAUUCACAGAACCCUCUAAAAAAAAAAACAUCCACAAAAUAUGAAGGGCCUGUUCUGAAUGGGGCGGCAUCCUUCCCGGAGGAGCAGGGAUGCCGUUUGGGGGUGCUCCUUAGAAUCACAGAAUUGUAGAUAGAUGGCCCUUGGGAAUCUCUUCCAACUCUAUGUAUUCUAUGCAGGAGGUCUGAGGUUUAAUCCCUGGUGUCUCCCGGUAGAGCUGGGAGAGAAGUUCUCUGCAUGAAACCACUGCUGCCAGUCAGUGUAGGUAGGGAAAGUGAUCUGGGUGGACCAAUGGUCUGACUCUGCAGAAAGCAGCUUCCUAUUCUCUCGUGCAACCUCAAGUCUGGACUACUGUAAUGCGCUCUGUGUGGGGCUGCCCUUUAAGACUGCACUCUUCACUGUGGAGGCGAGCCUAGCUGAAGCUUCUCCUGCACAUUACAUUUCCUGUAUCAUUUCAUACCCUUCCUCACCCUUGUACUUUAAAGGGAUCAGGAGUUUGGAGAGGGAAGAACCACUUGCAGAUCACCAGGUUGCCACUUGGCGGCGUGAUUCGAACACAGAGCCGUGUUUUCUUUCCAUUUGGCAGGCAGUGGGGAUGGUGGUAGGAGAAGUUUAGACAAAAACACAUGGGGAGGUCAUAAACACACACACACACACACACACACACACACACACACACACACACACACCAGCAACCCAAACCCAUUUCAGGCUAAGUGAAAAGAAAAUAUGUCAAUCCAGAUAGCUUUGUGCCUUAGCGGAUUUUUCAAACAAAAAACUCAAUUUCCAAGCAUACAUACUGUAGUUUAAACCCGUUGCUGGCUUUGUGCCCCUUUGAUUCCAGCGAGACUUCAAAAGAUUAUUGUUGUUAUUUGUUAAAUUUGUAUAUUGCCCUUCAUCUGAAGACCACGGGGCAGUUCACAACAUCAAAAUGCAAAAUGCAAAAACAAAAUAAAACAAUAACUCCCCACCCAGUAAGAGCUUGUGGAUGGUGGAUUGCGAAUGAACUGCUUUCAGGUCAAGGCAGAAAAUGCUGCUUGAAAAAAUAAAUUUAUUGCAUUUUUGAAAAUUUACAGAGAAAGAAUAAAUAUUACACCUGAAUACACAAAAAGAAAAAGAAAAGAAAGAAAAAAGAAAAAAAUACAACAAUAAAGAGAAGAAGAAAAAGAAUUAAUGACAUACACAAAAUUGUUCAAAGGAUAGAAACUGUAAUUUGAAUAUUCUAUACAAAAGGCUCCCAGAAAGAAAUUACUGUACAUUUAUAUUCCUUUUGUUUCUUCCCUUACAAUCACUUGCUUUCUGUUCCAGUAAACUUGUUUGAAUCCCUGU